CAAAAAUCCAAAAUGGAGGACGAAGAUAAAAGCUUCCUUCAAGGCGUGCUUGACCAAGAAAGCAAGGAAAGUAAGAAUGUCUUGUUGUCAUACAUAAAUGUGCUCGGAGGUGCAGCCAGAAAAGUUACUAACAUGGCAGAUGUCGAUGUGUGGCCUGAUGUGCAUCGAGUAAAUCGCUUGGUUGAUGUAUGGACAGUUGUCGGUUAUAGUUUUGGAACAUUUACAGCUAUGGGUACACUUUACUUUUCGCUGAGAACCUUCAGGGAAAUGGGGCAAUGGAGGGCUUGGAUGAAUUUAAGACGAAACAGGAUUCUCAAGAAGUGAAGUGAGUUACGAGUGUACCUUAAACUUCCUGUCUCUUGGACAAGGAAUAUAAUCUUACAUCCGUGAACAAGGUUCUUUUUGACGAAACGAAGGCCAGAAAAGUGGCGCGUGUUCUUGAGGGUAAAAUUUCCGCACAGCCCCAUACUACAUUAUGCAUUCAGUUCUAGGAUAGAGAAAACAUUGACAAAAACAAUACAUUGCCAUUGGGAAAACAGAUUUGUUUUACAAUAGUAUGGGGCUGUGCGGAAAUUUUACCAACGUUUCGAAUUCUCAACUGUUAGAUAAAGUGCACAGCCAGCUGCCAUGAACUUCCUUUUAAAUACUGAGGAGAACUUAUAUUGUGAUUACACUGUUAAUGAUAAGACUGUCCCUUCUCACCAUCUAUCUUCUGGACAGGACUGUGAUAUUUAUGGGAGAAUUUACUUGUUAAUCAACUUUUCUCCAGGAGCUCCUUAUCAGGACAGAUUGUAACAGUUUGGAUUAUUAUAAGGAGUGUGUAGCAACGGAAAGGAGAGCUAGGGGCAAUGAACUGAUGUCAUCCUCAAACCCAAGUAGAAAAGAGUUCAGAUGAUUGUUUGUUAUUUUUGACAUUGUUGUACCUAGUAAUACUUUCUACUCUUAAUAGUGUUAAAUUUUCUCCAUAAAUCACCUAAGUAGCUGAUGGUUGUCAUGACUGAAGUGUUACAAUGAGCUUGUCAAUAGGUUGGUGAUGGAAGUAUGGAAGUAUGAUAAUGAUUUAGGGUUAUUGACCCUUUAUCUCCCAGAUCAAAUUUGUAAUUCUCAUUACUGUCAACCAUACAAUUCUUAUAAUGUUAGUUCAGAGAAUUUAAUAUUGGAUCAACUUAUUAUCACCAAAUUGAUAUUUUCUGUAUUCUCAUCACUUGUCUGCUUGAUAUUGUAUUGAUAUUGUAAGGAGAAAUUCUGUCUUGGUCACUCAUGGGAGUUAAAGGGUUAAU
Pocillopora meandrina is the source of this 1280-nucleotide messenger RNA. The record is from the annotation of a GenBank genome assembly. Lineage: Eukaryota; Metazoa; Cnidaria; Anthozoa; Scleractinia; Pocilloporidae.